AUGUCUCCAACUCCCGGAUCCAAACGACAAAGGAAACCUGCACCUGGAAUCUCACGCGAGGAUUCGGAUGACGAACUCGGAGACGAGGAUCUUCCGUGGGAAUGGAUAUAUGACGAUGAUGGUCUCCAAAAGCGCCAGCAGGAGGAUGGUGCUGAGGCAGAUGAUGGAACCACGCCUCGCAAACGGAAACGGACACAGCAGAGCCGGAGUGGACCAAAGAUUGUCGGUGCGCGUAUGGGCAGCUUCGAGUGUCGCAUAGGAGACACAGUACUCCUCAAAGCCGAGGGAGGGUCCAAUGAGGCCUGGGUCGGCAUCAUCUGUGAAUUUGUUGAGGAGGACGGUGAUGAGGGUGACAAGGCUGCUCACUUUUUGUGGUUCUCUACUGAAAGGGAGAUUCGAAAUAAAGAGAAGAAACGGAUGGACUUUCUGCCGAACGAACUGUAUGUCUCACCAUCAUGGGAUGUCAACCCGCUCGCUGCAAUAAACGGCAAGGCUAUAGUCAUGUCACAGACGGCUUUCCUAAAAAAGUACCCCAACGGCAAGGUUCCUCGGAGCUCAAAAGACUUUGGCAAAGUCUUUGUAUGCCGCCGGGGUUGCAACACCCGCACAGCUAGCUAUACAGAUGAAUUUGUGUGGGAAGACAUCUACCGCGGGACUGAAGCCGACGUACUGAGUCUGGGCGAGCGUAUCAAGACGGAGACCAAAGCUACUCGUGCUCGCCGAAAGACGAAGGCGCCGUCCCUAGAUGUCUACGAGUUUCGCGAUGAUAACGAUGGGGACGAAGAUAGAACUCUGGCCAAGCUUCAAAGAACACCAAAGAAGCCCCGAACUGGCCUUGCCACCGCUGUGACUCCCAGCAAAGGUGGCCGCACUCCCAGCAAGCCAGCAACGCCGUCUUCUCACCGGCGGAUAGUGGUCAAGAAGCACCUCGAGUUCACUCCAUUGGCUACACGUACCCUCUCACCCGCCCAUCACCAGAACUCACCUUUCCAGCUGGCCCGUGCCCAAUUGCACGUCGCUUCGGUGCCGACCAGUCUACCCUGCCGAGAGGCCGAGUUCAGUGAGGUCUACUCGCACCUCGAAGCCGCCAUCACUGACGGCACCGGCUCGUGCAUUUACAUCUCGGGCACUCCAGGCACGGGCAAGACGGCAACGGUGCGCGAGGUGGUUGCCUCGCUAGACCACGCGGUCCGGAAUGAUGAGCUCGACGACUUCAUCUUCGUCGAGAUCAACGGCAUGAAGGUCUCGGACCCGCACCAGGCUUACUCGCUCCUGUGGGAGGCGCUUAAAGGGCAACGGGUCAGCCCAGCGCAGGCGCUGGACCUGCUUGAGAGGGAGUUUAGUAAUCCAAGCCCUAGGCGUGUUCCCUGUGUCGUGCUCAUGGACGAGCUUGAUCAGCUUGUCACCAAGAACCAAGGUGUCAUGUACAAUUUUUUCAACUGGCCUGGGCUUAGACACAGUCGGCUUAUUGUGCUGGCUGUUGCCAACACCAUGGACCUGCCAGAGAGGACGCUGAGCAACAAGAUCAGCAGUCGACUUGGCUUAACCCGCAUCACCUUCCCUGGAUACACCCACGAGCAACUGAUGAAGAUCAUUCAGUCUCGACUCGAAGGUGUACCUGGCAAUAUCGUCGAGCCCGACGCUAUCCAGUUCGCUUCGCGCAAGGUGGCAGCCGUGAGCGGCGACGCCCGCCGAGCCCUGGAUAUAUGCCGGCGGGCCGUCGAGCUGGCCGAGGCCGAGGCGCGCGGCAAGGACGACGACGAGACGCCCGACACCCCCAGCAAGCGAAAACAAAAACAACAAUCCACGGCGGCAGACGACGACGCAGCCGCCAAGAAGAAGAGGCGCGGCGCCGGGCGCGUCACCAUCGACACGAUCCGACGCGCCAUCGCCGAGGCCACGUCGUCGCCGCUGCAGCAGUACCUCCGCGCGCUGCCCUUCUCGUCGCGGCUCCUCCUCGCCGCGCUGCUGGUGCGGGUGACGCGCACCGGCCUGGCCGAGAGCACCUACGGCGACGUCCUCGAGGAGAUGCAGCGCGCCGUCAAGUUCGCCUCGGGCAGUCGGCAGGUUGAGCUGCUGGACCGCCGGAGGGUUGACGCCGCGGGCCGGUACGUCGCGGAUCCGGCGGCCGCCGCGUCGGAGGACGGUGGCGGAUGGGUGAGCACCAGCGCCAAGAAGAAGAAGGAUCAGGUCAUGCACCGGCUUGCUGGGUUGAGCCUAGCGGCGGUCGAGCUGACGGGGGCCGGGAUCGUGAACUUGGAGGCGCAGAGGGCCGAGAGGCCGAGCAAGAUACGGUUGGCUGUCGGUGAUGAGGAGGUCAGGCUUGCGUUUAGGGAUGAUCCUGAGAUUAGGGCUUUGGGGCUUGUACUUUAA
Molecule: messenger RNA, 2373 nt
Organism: Pyricularia grisea
Lineage: Eukaryota; Fungi; Ascomycota; Sordariomycetes; Magnaporthales; Pyriculariaceae
Exons: 3
Coding region: 1-2373 (790 amino acids)
Biological process (GO): DNA replication initiation; mitotic DNA replication checkpoint signaling
Cellular component (GO): nuclear origin of replication recognition complex
Molecular function (GO): chromatin binding; DNA replication origin binding; ATP binding
Source: RefSeq, a predicted model, not a curated record